This is a messenger RNA of Populus euphratica (Euphrates poplar), 1316 nucleotides long. RefSeq lists its product as uncharacterized. Gene Ontology annotation, biological process: regulation of DNA-templated transcription. The transcript has a single exon. Gene Ontology annotation, molecular function: double-stranded DNA binding. Lineage: Eukaryota; Viridiplantae; Streptophyta; Magnoliopsida; Malpighiales; Salicaceae. The coding region runs from base 57 to 1244 and encodes 395 amino acids. The record is from RefSeq and is a predicted model, not a curated record.
GCAUAGGUAAGUAGCAUUUUAUCUUCUAAUAGUACUUUCACAAAUUUCGAUUCCCAAUGUUUAGAUUUCUCUGCAAAAGCUUAGAGUUAGGCUGUUCAAAUAGAGUUAAUUUAUUAGUUCAUAAAGAACUUCACUCUUUUCUUGAAAACCCUUCAAUAUUAUCAUGUCUCAGACACAUUUCAUCAGUGAAUACAGAUGAUAUAAAAGAACAUUCCUUUACAGUCUCAUACCUUAUGAACAAAUGCGGGUUUUCUCUAAAAUCUGCUUUAGAAGUGUCUAAACAAGUUCAUUUUGAAACCCCAGAUAAGCCUGAUACUGUUCUUGCCGUUUUCAAGAACUGUGGCUUCUCAAAAUCCCAUAUUUUGAACCUUGUGACGAGACGGCCAACGGUGCUUUUGUCUAAACCUAACACAACACUUUUGCCCAAGCUUGAGUUUUUCCAAUCUAAAGGUUUUUCCAGCCGUGAUGUUAUCAAAAUCAUAUCAUCCUACCCAUGGGUUUUGAUGUACAGCUUAGAAAACAAGUUAGUCCCUGCUUUUGAUUUCCUUGAAAACUUGCUCCAAUCUGAUGCCUCGGUCAUCAAAGCAAUCAAGCGUUACCCUGGUAUUCUAUAUAUUAAUGUUGAAAACAUGGCACGUGUUGUUGAUGUUUUACGAGACAAUGGAGUCCCUAAAAAGAAUAUUGCUCUGCUAAUCCGUUCCAAGCCUUCUAUUAUGAUUUCAAAUCUGGAGAAUUUUAAAAAGCUUAUACAGAAAGUGGCUCUAAUGGGAUUUCGCCCUUCAAAGAGUCAAUUUGUUUGUGCAAUCAUGGUGCUGAUGUCCUUGAGCAGAUCCACUUGGGAAAAGAAGUUUGCUGUGUAUAGGAGGUGGGGUUUGUCUGAAGAAGAAAUUCUUACAGCAUUUGUAAAAUUUCCAAUGUUUAUGCGCAUAUCUACAGAGAAGAUAGCUGGAUCAAUGGAUCUUUUUGUCAACAAAUUAGGUUGGGAGUCUUCCUAUAUUGCCAAAAAUCCAACUUUUUCAUCAUAUAGCCUUGAGCAAAGGCUAAUUCCAAGGGCUUUGGUAUUGCAAUUUUUAGUUUCUAAAGGCUUGGUUGAGAAGAGUUUCAGGAGCCUUGCAUUCUUCAAUACACCUGAAGAUAAGUUCCGGCAGAUGUUUAUUGAUCAUCAUGCCGAAUCUACCCAGAUAUUGAGAUUUUAUGAGGAAAAACUUAAUCUUUCAUCAGUUGUAAACUCUUCUGCAUUUUAAAUCACGGUCACUCUACAUUUUGUCUUGUUUUCUUAUUUUGUUCUUUGUUUCAGGAUUUCCAUAAAUUUGGCA